Messenger RNA from Symbiodinium sp. CCMP2456, 1194 nucleotides. The record is from the annotation of a GenBank genome assembly. Lineage: Eukaryota; Dinophyceae; Suessiales; Symbiodiniaceae.
AUGGUUGAACAUGCAGCCCGUGACUUCCAGUCCGCACUGCAGCAGCUGAAUGCCACCAGCGGCAAGCCAGCCAGCUUUGGUUGCACUGCCAACUGCCAAAUCUGUGCACAGCUCGUGUUGGAGAAUAACAGUCCUGCACAAACUGGUGCCGCAUCGCUGUGGUCGCAGAAGCCAACUUUGUAUUUCGACUUCGACGAGCUCGAUGAGGAGGAAAUUGGUCGACCACCACUGUCGGCAGCAGUGCCAGGUGAAGGACAAGCGACUUCGACGCGAAGGCUUUUCGAGGGCACCGUGACAUUGCAGAUCGUUGCAGCGAUGACUGGGGGCGAGGUAUGUUCGUUGGUGAAUACCGCACUGAACUGUACCAUCUGGGACGUUAAGGAGCGCAUCGAGCGCAAGGAAGGGACGAAACUCAGCGCACAGAAGUUGCUUUGUGCCAAUGGCCAGGUUGCGCACGACGAUGCCAUUCUUGCAGAUGUGGUGGACCACAAGCAGCCGGCGCUCAGCCUUGUCCGCUCUCCCCCUGUCUGGGCUGGGCUGCUGGCGAACAUCGCAGCUGGGGAAGUUCAGCUUGAGGAACUUGACGAGGGUGCGCGCAGCGAUCGGGCCAUCGUCCUCGCAGCAGUGCACGCAAGUCAAGGCAGAGCCCUCGCUCAUGCAUCUCCCACAUUACGUGGCGACAAGGAAAUGGUCACCGAAGCAGUGAAGCGGAACGGACUUUCUCUGCGGCAUGCCAGCGCGUCGCUGAGAGCAGACCGUGAUAUCGUUUUGACGGCUAUUCGCGAGUGCCCGUUGGCCUUGGAAUUUGCAAGUGACGCGCUGCGAAAAGACCAUGAUUUCAUCGUCAACGCGGUGCGUGUGUCGGCUCGGGCGGCUGGGUGUGUUACAGAGGGUAUUUACAGUUGGGCAAUGCACAGAAGCUGCCUCCAUAAUCCCGGUGUGGAGAAGAUUCGGGAGAAGGGGGGCUGCAAUGAAGGUGGUGUGGUGGUUGUCGGAAUGUUUUCCAAGCACAGCCUCAUGCUUGGCAUGCUGUGCUUUGCGAGCUGUACGACUUUGCUCGCUGUGAUUUGCAGCAUCACAGAAAGAGAUGUCUGGAGCUACAGAGAAACGGAUCUUUCGCCGGUGAGCUGCUGUCCGCCUUUCCAGCUGUCUUUGCGCACCUGCCUCCGCAGUUGCGAAGAUCGCGAGUUUUAA